UUCCAUUCUGCUGAAAGCUAGCUUGCACGCAGUUCCCGCUGCCUCAGUUCUUCUCAAGGGAACAGGUGAGGGGGGUGAAAACUGGCUCCCCUGGGUGAUCACACACAGAACACUGGAAAAUGGACAAAGAAAGCAGCGAGGCUUCGCCCAAACCUGUUGACCUGAAAAUAUCCAAUAUCUCAGUUCAAGUGAUCAGUGGCCAGGGGAAACCACCAGGGAGAAGACCACCACGAAAACCCAUAGGCAGAGCCACGCCCAAGAAGCAAUGCAAGAAGAAGGCUCCCUUUUGGAAUGUCCAAAACAAAAUCAUUCUCUUCACUGCAUUUCUAUUCAUCCUAGCAGUCAUAGCCUGGACCCUGCUCUGGCUCUACAUCAGUAAGACGGAGAGUAAAGACGCCUUUUACUUCGUUGGCAUGUUUCGCAUCACCAACAUGGAGUUUCUUCCUGAGCACCGACAGAAGGAGUCCAGGGAAUUUCUCUCAGUGGCACGGACAGUGCAGCAAGUGGUAAACCUGGUUUACACAACCUCUGCCUUCUCCAAAUUUUACAAGCAGUCUGUUGUUGCUGAUGUCAGCAGCAACAACAAAGGUGGCCUCCUUGUCCACUUUUGGAUUGUGUUUGUCAUGCCCCAUGCCAAGGGCCAUUUCUUCUGUGAGGACUGUGUGGCAGCCAUCUUGAAGGACUCCAUCCAGACAAGCAUCAUCAACCGGACCUCUGUGGGGAGUUUGCAGGGUCUGGCUGUGGACAUGGACUCUGUGGUACUAAAUGCUGGGCUUCGAUCAGAUUACUCUUCAACAAUAGGAUCUGACAAAGGUUGCUCUCAGUACUUCUACGCAGAUCAUCUGUCCCUCCGCUACCCUCUAGAGAUUUCUGCGACCUCAGGGAGGCUAAUGUGUCACUUCAAGCUGGUGGCCAUUAUGGGAUACCUGAUCCGUCUCUCGAUUGAAUCCGUCGAAAUUGAAGCCGACAACUGUGUCACCGACUCCCUGGCCAUUUAUGACUCCCUCUUGCCAAUCCGGAGCACCGUCUUGUACAGAAUUUGUGAACCUACGAGGACAUUAAUGUCAUUUGUUUCUACAAAUAAUCUCAUGCUGGUGACAUUUAAAUCUCCUCAUAUAAGAAGGCUAUCAGGAAUCCGGGCAUAUUUUGAGGUCAUUCCAGAACAAAAGUGUGAAAACACGGUGCUGAUCAAAGAAAUCACUAGCUUUGAAGGGAAGAUUCUGAGUCCAUAUUACCCAAGCUACUACCCUCCAAAGUGCAAGUGUACCUGGAAAUUUCAGACUCCCCUAUCGACUCUUGGCAUAGCACUGAAAUUCCAUAACUAUUCAAUAACCAAGAAGAAUGUGAAAGGAUGUGAACAUGGAUGGUGGGAAAUUAAUGAGCACAUGUACUGUGGCUCCUACAUGGAUCACCAGACGAUUUUCCGAGUGCCCAGCCCUCUGGUGCACAUUCAGCUCCAGGGCAGCUCAAGGCUUUCAGACAAGCCACUUUUGGUAGAAUAUGGCAGUUACAACAUCAGUCAACCCUGUCCUGUUGGAUCUUUUAGAUGCUCCUCCGGUUUGUGUGUCACUCAGGCCCAGCGCUGUGAUGGAGUAAAUGACUGCUUUGAUGAAAGUGAUGAACUUUUCUGUGGCAUUCCAUGCAAUAACAGAACGUUUAAGUGUGGCAACGAUAUUUGCUUUAGGAAACAGAAUGCAAAAUGUGAUGGGACAGUGGACUGUCCAGAUGGAAGUGAUGAAGAAGGCUGUAGCUGCAGCAGGGGCUCUUCCUCCCUCCACCGCAUCGUUGGGGGCACGGACACCCUGGAGGGAGGUUGGCCAUGGCAAGUCAGCCUCCACUUUGUCGGAUCUGCCUACUGUGGUGCCUCGGUCAUCUCCAGGGAGUGGCUUCUCUCUGCAGCCCACUGUUUCCAUGGAAACAGGCUGUCGGACCCCACGCCGUGGACCGCUCACCUUGGGAUGUAUGUGCAGGGGAAUGCCAAGUUUGUGUCCCCGGUGAGAAGAAUUGUGGUCCAUGAAUACUAUAACAGCCAGACAUUUGACUAUGACAUUGCUUUGCUGCAGCUCAGUGUCGCCUGGCCUGAGACGCUGAAGCAGCUCAUUCAGCCAAUAUGCAUUCCUCCUGCCGGUCAGAAAGUGCGCAGCGGGGAGAAGUGUUGGGUGACUGGCUGGGGGAGAAGGCAUGAAGCAGAUAAUAAAGGCCCCCCUGUUUUGCAGCAAGCAGAGGUGGAAAUCAUUGAUCAAACCCUCUGUGUUUCCACCUAUGGGAUCAUCACUUCACGGAUGCUCUGUGCAGGUGUAAUGUCAGGCAAGAGAGAUGCCUGCAAAGGAGAUUCCGGUGGACCUUUAUCUUGCCGAAGAAAAAGUGAUGGAAGAUGGAUUUUGACUGGCAUUGUUAGCUGGGGAUAUGGAUGUGGAAGACCAAAUUUUCCUGGUGUUUACACAAGGGUGUCAAACUUUGUUUCCUGGAUUCAUAAAUACGUCCCUUCUCUUUUGUAAUUGUAUCAGUUGGAUUUUCAACUGUGAUUUAUGUGUUAGAUCCCUUUAAAAGGAUGCAAUAAUUACCAACAGAAUGGGUCAACUAGAAAUGUCAGGUUGUACACACUUGACAUUUAUUGAAAGACAGAUGAGUAUGUAUUCUAUACAAAAUUUCCUCAAAGAUAUCGCUAUAUUCAUUUCCACGCAUCAGAAAGGCCAUUAUUCAGGGAUGGAAAAAAUCUAAAUAAAUCUCAUGAACCAAGACCCUAAAAUAAAAUAAGAAAUGAAAGAAAUGUCCAGGUAUCCUUUCUUUUGUUAAUGUUCCAAUUUGAGGUGCAUAUAUUUAUAAA
Messenger RNA from Oryctolagus cuniculus (rabbit), 2827 nucleotides. The record is from RefSeq and is a predicted model, not a curated record. Lineage: Eukaryota; Metazoa; Chordata; Mammalia; Lagomorpha; Leporidae.